This is a messenger RNA of Rasamsonia emersonii CBS 393.64, 1605 nucleotides long. RefSeq lists its product as uncharacterized. The record is from RefSeq and is a predicted model, not a curated record. Gene Ontology annotation, cellular component: peroxisomal membrane. Gene Ontology annotation, biological process: peroxisome fission. Bases 1 to 1605 code for a protein of 534 amino acids. Lineage: Eukaryota; Fungi; Ascomycota; Eurotiomycetes; Eurotiales; Trichocomaceae. The transcript has 5 exons.
AUGGUGCCAGCACUUCACAUCACUCCAAUCCCAGAGCAUGGUGAGGUGGAAGUAUUCCCUUGGGUCAAAUGCGGUAAUCCGCAAUAUCCUCCUCGUGCAUCCCAAUCCAUCUUUGAAUCCGACUCGGACGACGGGAAAGAGGCGUGGAUAGAGAACGUUGACGUCAGAACAGUCGACACUGUCACGAGAGAUCUGGAGCUGGGGGAAGAGCACAACGAUAGAAUGAUAAACGAAAUAAACGAAAUUCAUCCCGACGGGAUUGUAGAUCGGCCGCUGCACGUGAUGCGAGGUGACGUCGUCGGAAAGACGAUGGUUGGCUUCCGAUGCCCGAACCUCGGCUUGUUGCUGCUUUCGGGUUAUCAGAUGCAUCGGAAACCCGACGGCGCAGCCUACAAAGUACAGUACAUAGAUAAGACCUGCGUCGUCCGCCGGCAGGCCGCCAGGCUGAAUGACUGUUACUGUACAGAGCAACGCGCAUACAGCAUGACAGAGCCCUCGCAUCAGCCUGAUCCUCCCCCUUCUUGUGGGGAUGACGCGGUCGCCACGAAGAAUGAGGACGCGGGGACGUCGAUAGACCCCACGGAGGGGUCCAAGCCGUCGCAGUCUUCGGUCUCCUCAUACCAAAAGUCUCUGGCCGACGUGGCUUCUACAAUGCUGUUAACUACCGAUGUGACGAUGGCAAGGCUGAAUAAGUUGCUAUCUACGUCAGAUGGCCUUGGAUCUGUGCUCUCCACUCUCAAUUACGGUUCACAUGCUCUACAUUACCUUCUGGCUUCUUUACCAUCAACCGCCGUUCGGAACCGUCUCCGUCUGCUCCUCCUUUACAAACUACGAGGACAAAACCCCACGAUCGUAUUAUACUCCUCCUCCCCUUCCUCAUCAUCGAUACCACCGUUACUCGCCCUCUCAAAACUCAUAUCCGAAACCCGCUACACUCUCCGUCUUUUUGCCCUGAUCUCGAUCUGGACCUGGGGCUCUGCCACAGCCAAGUCUCCACCCCGUGACCGGGUGCUGCGGAUAGUGGCUUAUCUCGAGGUGUUGUCGAUUCUGGUGUACCAGGCGCUCGAAAAUGUGGCAUACCUCGCCUCGAAGGGGAUCUUUGGGAAACGCCUGGUGAAGAGAACGGGCGGAGUCGAUGCGUGGUAUCUCUGGAGCACGCGCGCCUGGUUCGGGUAUGUCCUGCUCGAGUUUGUGCGACUGGGCCGGGAGUCUGUGCUGUUCCGCCGACGGGAAGAGGAGCGGAAGAAGAUCAGGGCGGAAUCGACCCUGUCCGAAACGGAGAAGCGGGAAGAGGAGCAGAAGGAAGAAGAGGCCCGAAGACAGGAAAUCCGUAAAUGGAGGAAGAGCCUGGUCAAUAACCUGGCCUGGGCACCAUUGUGCGCCCACUGGAGUCUGGAGAAGGGGAUCGGGUUGCCAGAAAGCCUGACUGGAUUUAUCGGUCUGAUUGCAGGGUUGUGGGGGACAAUGAUAUCUCAUGGGUUUGGUAGAUCGUCUAGACGGCUUGACAAACGCUCGACCGAAAUCCUAAGUGGCAAAAGUGAACAAUUUGUCAUGAUCCCGUUGUGGCGGCAAUUGAGGACAAGCUGCCUAAAAGUUCUCAGGUAA